Molecule: messenger RNA, 6863 nt
Organism: Diorhabda carinulata
Lineage: Eukaryota; Metazoa; Arthropoda; Insecta; Coleoptera; Chrysomelidae
Gene: Nos
Product: nitric oxide synthase
Exons: 22
Coding region: 154-3714 (1186 amino acids)
Biological process (GO): nitric oxide biosynthetic process
Molecular function (GO): NADP binding; calmodulin binding; flavin adenine dinucleotide binding
Source: RefSeq, a predicted model, not a curated record
GUAAAUUAUUAGUCGCGUCGCUAUCGUAAAAUACAGAAACUUUUUUGGAUAUUUGUGUUUAGUUUUUUUGACUAUGAUGAAACGGUAGAAUAUUUGUGUUUAUGUUAAUGGAUUAUAAUUCAUCGAAUAAAGUUAUUGUUUUUUAUUUGCAAAAUGUCCGGUAUACACAACUGCAAUCACGUAUCCCACUGUCCGACUGAAGAGUAUGGAAAUACACCAAAUUCCGUAGUGAACCAUUCGCCUGAAGUUCCCUCAAAGAAACCAAUUCGUCUCAAACACGUCGCGACUAGGAACGAAACGUACGAUUUUUUGCACCUGAGAGCGUUCGAGAAAAGAAAACCGAUUCGCCUAAAGAACUUUAGUACCAAUUCAGAUAGUUUCGAUACCUUAUACUUGAAAUCCGUCGAGAAAACACCAUGCAACGAUCAAGUUUGCUUAGGAAGCAUUAUGGCCACUUCUUCGCCAUCGGCUAUAAGAUCUCCUGAAGAAAUUUUAAAACAUGCCAACGAAUUUCUGGAUCAAUAUUUCACUUCAAUUAGAAGAGCUCAAAGUCCAGCUCACACAUCACGAUGGGAACAAGUCCAAAAUGAAGUAAAUAGUACUGGAACGUACCAGUUGACUGAAACAGAGUUGAUUUACGGAGCUAAGUUAGCCUGGAGGAAUUCAGUGCGAUGUAUUGGAAGAAUUCAGUGGUCCAAACUACAGGUUUUCGAUUGUCGUUAUGUUACAACUACGAGUGGAAUGUUCGAAGCUAUUUGCAACCACAUUAAAUAUAGCACAAAUAAAGGAAACAUUAGAUCAGCAAUCACUAUCUUUCCUCAACGUACCGACGGUAGACAUGAUUUCCGCGUAUGGAACCCACAAAUCAUCGGGUACGCCGGGUACCGUCAACCAGACGGAAGUAUUAAGGGAGAUCCUAUAAACGUUGAGUUUACUGAAGUUUGUGUAAAAUUAGGUUGGAAGGGAUCAGGAGGUAGAUGGGAUAUACUACCCUUGGUACUCUCUGCUAAUGGACACGACCCAGAUUAUUUCGAUAUUCCCAGAGAAAUGAUACUAGAAGUUCCCCUUGUACAUCCACAGUUCAGUUGGUUCGAAGAACUCGGUUUGAAAUGGUAUGGGGUUCCAGCGGUAUCAAAUAUGAUGUUCGACUGCGGGGGUCUGCAAUUCACAGCAGCUCCGUUCAAUGGCUGGUACUUAAGCACUGAGAUUGGCUGCAGAGAUCUUUGCGACGUUAAAAGAUUGAACAUGCUGGAGACCAUCGCUCAACAUAUGGGCUUAGAUACAAGAAGUCCAGUAACCCUAUGGAAAGACAAAGCGUUGGUAGAAGCAAAUGUAGCAGUUCUGUACAGUUUCCAAAAAAAGGAAGUUACAAUUGUGGAUCACCAUACAGCUGCAGAAUCGUUCAUGAAACAUUUCGAAAAUGAAAACCGAUUGAGAAAUGGAUGUCCAGCCGAUUGGGUUUGGAUCGUACCUCCGCUCUCUGGAUCCGUCACACCAGUAUUUCAUCAAGAGAUGGCGCUGUAUUAUUUGAAACCUUCGUAUGAAUAUCAGGAGCCAGCUUGGAAGAGUCAUAUUUGGAAUAAAGGACGUGAAUCUGUAAAAAGCAUCAAAUUGAGGAGAAAAUUCCAUUUCAAACAAAUAGCACGUGCAGUGAAGUUUACAUCGAAACUAUUUGGUAGGGCGUUAUCUCGUCGAAUUAAAGCCACUGUGUUGUACGCCACGGAAACGGGAAAAUCCGAAAACUAUGCUAAAAAGUUGUGCGAACUAUUCAGUCAAGCUUUCCAUGCACAAGUUUACUGUAUGGAAGACUACGACAUUUCAAAUAUUGAACAUGAGGCGUUGCUGUUGGUCGUAACUUCUACUUUUGGUAAUGGCAACCCUCCAGAAAAUGGAGAGGAAUUUGCCCAAAACUUAUACGCUGUAAAAAUGGCAGAAAAUGAUAUUUCAAAUGGUGAUGCUUCUAGUUUCAGUAUGGCAACAUCAAAAUCCUUCAUAAAGGUCAACAGUCAAACUGAGGUACCAACAAAGCACGGUCUAGACAGACUGAAUUCUGUCAAAAGUUCGUUAAACGAACCACUUCUCGACGAUAGCUUUGGGCCUCUAAGUAACGUUAGAUUUGCGGUUUUUGCAUUGGGAUCAAGUGCCUACCCACACUUUUGCGCCUUUGGAAAAUAUGUAGACAACUUACUUGGCGAACUUGGCGGUGAAAGACUAUUAAAAUUGGCAACAGGAGAUGAACUAUGCGGUCUUGAACAAGCUUUUAAAAAGUGGGCACCACAAGUGUUUAAGGUUGCCUGCGAAACAUUUUGCUUAGAUGACGAUGAGAUCCUUCAGGAUGCUGCCCUCACGUUGGAAUCUGAAUCGCUAACUGCUAAUAAUAUAAGAUUCCUGGAAAAACCUGAAACUACACAUCUAAAUGGUAUUUUCAAAUGUUAUAAUAAGAAAGCAUCCAUUUGCAAACUUAUUCGCAGAAAAAAUCUUCACGGUGAAAAAUCUCCUAAAGUGACACUACUUUUAGAGUUUUCUUCAAAUUUGGUCUACAAUCCCGGAGAUCAUCUUGGAGUUUUCGCGAGGAAUAGCCCCGAAGUUGUAGACGGUAUUAUAAAGAGAUUGCAAGGCGUUACUAACCCUGAUAUAUCCGUAGAACUUCAAAUACUCGAAGAGACUCAUACUUCUAAUGGUAUCGUAAGAAGCUGGAAACCACAUGAACGUUUACCCAGUUGUUCUAUCAGAGAAUUGUUCUCGCAGUAUUUGGACAUUACGACUCCUCCUACGCCAAAUUUACUUCAAUAUUUUGCCUCGAUAGCGACCAACGGAGAAGAAGCUAUAGAUCUUAAUUUAUUGGCUACUGACUCUAGUGCUUAUGAAGACUGGCGUCAUUGGAGAUAUCCACAUCUUUUGGAAGUUUUGGAACAGUUUCCGUCUGUUCGACCAUUCGCACCUAUUCUUAUAGCUCAACUAAGCAUACUUCAACCUAGAUUUUAUUCAAUAUCUUCCAGUCCGAUGAUGAAUCCCAAAGAAACCCACUUGACCGUAGCAGUAGUUGUUUAUAAAACACAAGACGGUCAAGGUGCCUCACAUUAUGGGGUAUGUUCAAAUUACUUGCAGGGCGUCCCAUUGGGAUCAGAUGUUUCUGUAUUUGUGAGAAGCGCUUCUGCAUUCCAUUUACCGACUGAUCCAAUGGUACCAGUUAUUAUGGUCGGUCCAGGAACUGGCAUAGCGCCAUUCAGAGCUUUUUGGCAAGAACGAACUAUGUUGUUGAAGAAAAAACAGAAAAUUGGGAAGAUGUGGCUUUUCUUUGGUUGUCGAACCAAAGAUAUGGAAUUAUAUAGAGAAGAAAAAGAAGAAAUGCAACGUAUAGGUGUACUCGAUAAAGUGUUUCUCGCUCUUUCUAGGGAACCUAAUAUACCUAGAACAUAUGUUCAAGAUUUGAUUGUGAGAGAAGCAGCUGAAAUCUAUCGACUUCUUGUAGGAGAGAAAGGACACUUUUAUAUUUGUGGGGAUAUCACUAUGGCAGAAAAUGUUUAUCAAACUUUAAGAAAUAUAAUUCAGAAUUAUGGAGAAUUGAACGAUGCUGAUGUUCAGUCUUAUAUGCUGCAAUUAAGGGAUGAGAAUAGAUACCAUGAAGACAUAUUCGGUGUCACACUUAGAACUGCAGAAGUACACAACAGAUCUAGAGAAUCGGCGAGAAUACGAAUGGAAACCGAAUCUUAACAAUAUUAAGGCAUUAUAGAUAUUAGAUACUCCAAUAUUUUUAUCCAGUUUGACAGUAAUCUAAGAAACAGACGAAGUUAAAAUUUUAUCAAUUAACGUUAAGGAAUUUGGUUAGUAAGGUUUUGACUGGCCAAAUAGAUAAUUAAUCUCAACAAAAAGUAAUUAUAUUUUCAUGUAAAUAAAUAUUAUAUACCAGACUUAAAAAAUAUGAUAAUUUAGUUAGUUCAAUGUCUAAAUGUUCGUUUUUAGUAAAUCCUGUAUGUUUAUGUAUUAGAAAAAAGCGUCAUCUAUUUGUUGAACUAAAUAAUUUGUCAUAUAUAGUCUGAAAUCAUAAAUAACUUAGACUUUCCUUAGUAAAAAAAAAUUUUAAUGAUAUAAUAGCGGACAUUAAAUAUCGAAAAUGUUCUCACUUGGUAAAACCAUAAACUAUUUUCAAACGUAGAUAAGUAACUCAUCAUUAAGAAUUGCACUUACACAAACGAAGAUAAUUUCAGUAAAAUUAAAUAGAAAUAUGAAUUUGUUGCUUCAAAGUUUUGUUUGUUAAGAUUUUUUGUUUUUCUUGAAUACCUGUAAGUAAAAUCAUAAUUAAGUAUAAUUUUUCAAAAUUAUAGAUAUGGAAAAUAAUAAAAUUGUGAAUAAUUGUUUUUUCUACUACAAUACAAUUAUUCUCAAUAACUAGCAUCACAUGCAUCUUCUUCAGAAUCAUUUUCGUUUAAAUCGAAGUCUAUUUAAAAUUGGUGCACGUUGCAUAUAUUGGUAUUCAACUUUCAAUCCUCCCCCUCUUUCCAUUGAUUCAGCAAUUGUUUCCAUGCUUGCCUAUCUUGUGUAAUCUUUCGGCAUGAUACGAUCUCAUAUUUAUUGAGGGUUUUCUUUGGACUACCCAUCUAGUCGGAGAUGUGCCUUUUGGCCGAUUGCCUCCUAUUUCCCUUCUAUGAUUAAUCUUUCCAUUAUUCCUGAUCUUCUAACUAUAUGUCCCAGGUACUGCAGAUACAUUAUUUUGGUUAGCAGCCUUGUACGUGGACCAAUUUCUUGUAAUACGGUAACUCGUAAGAUUAAUCUAUAAAUCCACAUUUCGAAAACCUCUAUUUUAUCUGCUUUGUUUAAAGUUCAUGUUUCCGCUGCGUACAUUGCAAUUGGAAAGAUAAGAGUAUCAACUAUACGGAGUUUCGUUGUUUUCGUGAUAGAUUUAUCUUUCCGUAUUUUAUGAAACUUGGUAGUCGCUGAACUUGCCAUAGUCAGACGGCGGCAUAUUUCGCUUUCGCAUUUCCCAGUGUUGGUAAUUAAGGAACCAAGAUAGUUAAAAUUGUUCACUUCGUAACCUGCAAUUUCUGAUGUUUGUGGAGAAUUGUUGUCUUGACUAUCAACUAUCAUUAGGCGUGUUUUGGCGUUCCCAUUUCCUCUAUUAUGGUCCAAAGAUAGCUCCAGUUAACUUUAUCAAACGCUUUUUGAUAAUAUACAAAACAGAGAUACAGACAAGCCCGAUAUUUGAUAUUUGUUUUCUAGUUCCUUUCCCUGGCACAAAACCUGCUUACUCCUUUGAAAGCUGUGGCAAAAGAAAUAGUUUGAGACGGUUAUGUAAGAUAUGCAGGAAGAUCAUGCUAGCGUGAAAGAUAAAAGAAACCGUUCUGUAGUUAUUGCACUCAAAGGGCGUAACUUUUUUUAAUAUUGAAAUAAACAGUGACUCUCCCCAAUUUUCAGAGUAUUGUCCUGUUUUUUUAUAUAAGAUUUUGUGAAAUAUUUUUAUUCCCUCCUUGGCAAGACUCUGCCGCUAUUUGAUCCGCACCAGGUGAUUUUUUGUUUUGGGGAAGUUUUAAAGCAUUUUCAAUUUCCGAUCUUAGUAUAUCAAGCUUUUGAGGUGUAGUUAUUUCUUCCGGCAGUUGUUCUAAAUUACCUUUGUAUUCAACUUUUAACACUUGGUGCUAAUGUUUGAACUUUCUUUCAUUAUCAAAUCCACAACGGUGGAGGAAUUUUUUUUAAAUGUUAUUAGUCCUUGUCUGUCUUUUUAGUUGGGAGUUUAUUAACUCGAUUGGAUUUAAAACAAUGUGACCAUUCUUCUUGGCCAUUUCGUCUACAGUAUAUUCUUCUUCUUUUUAUAAUGCUCUUCGAAAUAUGAACCAUGUUCAAGUAGAAACUUCUGUAUAUCUACUUUAAAAUAUUCAAUUGGAAUUUCACAUAUUUGUCUUGAAUGAUACGUGCCAUACACAAUCACACUGUUUUUAUGUAGUGCUGAUACCAGUUUUUCUUUGCAUCGAAAAGGGUCCUUCCAAUACCCCGGUGGUUAUCUAAAGAGCUAUUCUUAACUAACCUAACCAGCUCUCCACCCUAAUGGGGUGAUUUCGUUUUACAUUUCCAAUUGUAAUUUAUCCAGGCUAUACGAAGAGUAUCGUGGCUAUCCAACUAUGGUAAUCAACCUUUAGUACACCGCUCGCAACUAACUACUGAGUGUAAAACGGAAACCCUCCUAAAAGUACUUACCUGAUAAUUAUAGAGAGAAUAUUUCGAAUUAUUUUUAAUACUCUAUUUACUUUCAUUAUUAUGUGUAAUUCCAAGGGAUUAAUUUUUUAUAUAUUGUUGUUUUUUAUCUAUACUUUCAAAUGAUUCACUGAUUCUGAGAAUUAAAUAUUAUAAUACAGAGCUACCUUGACAAGUUGUUUACUAUUCAGGUCGCUGUGGGGUGUAUAUUUUUGUAAAGAAAAGAUUUUCGUCGUUUGAUAACCGGCAUUAUAUAAAAUAUGAAUAUCUAUAUACGAGACUGAUGCAUCUAAAUGUUCUUGAUUUUAGGUCUCUUCUGUUUUAAAAUUAGUUUUUAUCUUUCCUCCAAAAACUAUUGAAAAAAAAACAGAAGAGACCUAAAAUCAAGAACAUUUAGAUACAUUAAUAUAUCAAAAAGUUUAGAAAAUGAGAAAUUUGAGAAAUUUAUAUGAUAUUGUUGAAUGAACUAGUUCGUAUUUUAUAAAACGUAAUUAGAAAAAUCCAGGUGACAUGGUUCCCAUAGGAUAAAUUGUAUAUAAUCUAAAGCUUAGAUUUUCCGACCACACCGUGAGCUGAUAGAAGAAAGAGAUUACGAAAUUACAAGUGUCAAAUGAGUGCUCUGUGUAGUUUGAUUAGCGUAGUAUUUAUAUUUGGCAACGCCGCAUAAAGAAAAAGAA